AUGGAGAAGCAAGAGAUCGAGCCCCGCGUGGUUGAGGCGUCAACGCCAGACUUUGAUCCCGCUUUGGAGAAGAAGUUGCUGCGAAAGCUGGACUGGCGAGUCAUCCCAGCACUAUGGUUUCUCUUUUUGGUGUCAUUCAUGGAUCGUUCCAACAUUGCAAACGCGAAGAUCGCCGGCAUGGCCAAGGAGCUGCACCUGGUGGGAAAUGAGUACAACCUCGCCGUGACCAUGUUCACGGUCGCAUACGUCGUCUUUGGCAUGCCGGCCAACCUGCUGGUCAAGAAGUUUGGCCCAAGGAUGCUGGUCCUAUACAUGUUUACUUGGGGGCUGUUUGUGAUGGGACAGGGUCUCACCAAGACUGCGACGGGCCUGAUCGCGUGUCGGUUUUUCAUGGGGAUGUGUGAGGCAGGCUUCGUUCCUGGCUGCGCUUACCUGAUCGGAAGUUACUACAAGCGGGACGAGUUCCUGCGUCGAUACGCAAUCUUCUUCAGUGCCAACAUGGCGGCAGGAGCGUUCAAUGGGCUCUUCUCAAGUCUCUUGACGCACUUGGAGUUGGACGGAUAUGCGGGAUGGAGAUGGCUCUUCCUGAUCGAAUCAAUCAUCACCAUGGGCGUCAGCAUUAUUUGCUACUGGAUCGUUGUUCCCUUCCCCGAGGACGCGACAUUCUUGACCCCUGCGGAGAAGGAACUGCUGCUUGCCCGUCUGGAGGCCGAUGGAGGAAGCAUUCGUGAUGAUCCUAUCUCUCUCCCUCGGGUCCUGAAGAUGGCGAUGGACUGGAAGAUCUGGAUCUGUGUUUUGGCCUACCUCGCCGCCGAAGAAAGUGCCAGCUCGAUGGUGUACUUCCAGCCCACCAUUCUCAAGGACCUCGGCUGGACCAGUCGCUCAGCGCAAGAGCACAGCAUUCCUGUCUAUGCAGUCGCCUUCGUGCUUACCUUGUCAAGCGCGUGGCUGAGCGACUAUCUCCGCCACCGCUAUCUCUUCACGCUGUUCGGAUCGGCGCUGGUCAUAAUCGGCUGGAGUAUCGAGCUUGCGCAGGUCCCCUCUGCUGGAGUCCGUUACAUGGGCAUGUUCUUCGUGGCAUCGGGCGCGUUCAUCAUGAUGUCUAUCACCGUGGUGUGGUUGUGUAUCAACCUCGGCAAGGGCGUCAAGCGCAGCGUCGGAAUGGGCUUGCUGCCCGCGUUCGGUAACUGUGGUGCCUUUGUAUCCGGCAACGUCUUCAUCACCAGCGAAGCGCCCAAGUACCCUACUGGCUUUGGGGUUGGUCUGGCAUUCGCAGUGGUGGCAGGACUGGCCUGCACCGUGUAUUUCUUCGCUCUCCGCGCCGAAAAUCGCCGCCGGGAAAGUCAGCCGGAGCAGGACUGGCAGUCGGAGAGCAUGCAGGAUCUGGGCGAUGCUCAUCCGGACUUUCGUUUCCAGUUGUGAGACCCAUGUGUUGGCGAAUAUUUAUGCUUUAUUUAACCUUUGAUCUGAAAUAAAUUCUUCUCUCUUUGUCCUUUUCAUCCUGUAAGUAUGUUUCAACCAUGCGCCGAUCGACUUGUUUGGCGGCGUUAGGGUAGCUGCAUACCAACCCUACUUUGCUAUCGGGUCAAACUCGUCGCAUACAUGGCAAAUGCGCCCGCAAAUCCGAAAUCUUCACCUGGGUGAACAUCCGAUAAUGUUUGAUGGUCGGGCUGAGGUGGACCAUGGAACCUCGCGGCAUCCCAUGACGUCGGAAGCCAAGCCCCAACUUCACCAAUUCUCUUCUCCACAUUUUGCCUCCCCUGCAUUCCGCAUACCUCAUUCUUGCAGAACUCCAAGCCCAGCUUCAAUCCCUUCAUUUCUAGACGAAUCCCUUGUCUCGUCGCGCUGGACCGCAAUGCUGACCGCUGCUCACCCCAAUGAUCCCGGUCCACGA
This is a messenger RNA of Aspergillus brunneoviolaceus CBS 621.78, 1894 nucleotides long. RefSeq names its product vitamin H transporter. The transcript has 7 exons. The coding region runs from base 1 to 1422 and encodes 473 amino acids. Lineage: Eukaryota; Fungi; Ascomycota; Eurotiomycetes; Eurotiales; Aspergillaceae. Gene Ontology annotation, biological process: transmembrane transport. Gene Ontology annotation, molecular function: transmembrane transporter activity. The record is from RefSeq and is a predicted model, not a curated record. Gene Ontology annotation, cellular component: membrane.